AUGGAAUGCGCAUCAGGAUUGGAGAUUGGAGAUGGCUGGGUGAACGAGCACAAGAGCAAGAGCAAGCAAAGAGCAAGAAUUGGCUGGCUGGAAUUGGAAGUGGAAGUGGAAGUGGAUGUGGAUGUGGAUGGGUUUUUAGGGCAAGAGAUGAGGAAACACGCAAUGGUUUCUCAGGCAGAGCCGGCCAAUUCGCUGGCUGUUCGAGGUCCUUCGUCGGUGGUUUCGAGAGCGAGCACAUCGAGGCAUCAUCGACGCCAUGGACGGAGUCAUACAGGAGGUUCAUCGUACAUACCGCAAAACGAUUUCCCCGUCUUCACACAUACGGGGGAUGUAGAAAUUAUAAUAAAAGCCGGCGUGAAAACAAAUCGAUAUUUAUUACACCGACUUAUCUUGACGAAUUGUUCGGGGUUCUUCGAGGCGAGCACAAGUCAAGAAUGGUCGAGAGCUACGGAGGUGGGAGGAUUGGGUGUAGGGGAGCUGGCUAGGAUAGGUGAGGAAUCGGGAAGUGAUGUGGGAAGGAAUGAAGGAGGUCCAAGAAGGAGGUGGAGAUAUGAAUUGGAUAGCGGGCCUAAUAAUGAUGAUAUACCAAUGCUCGUCCAGAAGCCGGAAUCCUCCCUCUCCCUCUUCGGCGCAAACGAUACUCGACCACCACCACCCGUACGAAACAAACCUCCAUCAGCCAAUCCGUCAUUCUUCCGCUCCGUCGCAAACCUAUCAAUCUCCUCACACUCCACACCAGCACCUCCGCAAGUAACACAAGAAGAUCAAAACCUGCUAAACGACUACGAUAAUCUAUUUCGAAUCUUCUAUAAUCAUUCGCCACUUCUCGAUUCCAUUGAUAUAGCGACCGCAUACAUACAAUGCAAAAAGCUCCUCACCCUCGCCGAUCUAUACGAUGCUCUCGCCGUCGUUGGUCCGCGCAUUGAUCACCAUCUCCUACAAUUCCAAAGUCGCCUCUGGAAACAAAUCGCCAAAUAUCCUUCCUCCUAUCUCAAACUCGGUUAUCUCUCGCAAUCGAAAACGAUAUUCGGAGAAGCCCUCAUACAUGUUGUAGGCGCUUGGCCAGCAGGGGAACGACACAUCAGGAAUCAAUUGCCGGAUCAAGUACUCGAGAUCAUCGAGGAUAAAGUAGAGGAUUUGAGGGAUAUGGUUGGGAGUGUCGAGGGGCAACUAUUUCGAUUAACGCUCUUGACUGCGAGGGGCGAGAGAGUCAAUCCGGGAAAUGCGUAUGCGGAUUGGUUGGUCGUGAGUUUAUUCCGACAAUGGCUUGCGGAAAAUACCUCACCACCCCCCACACCCCCUCAACCACUUCCUCGAUCUCCUCGUCAUACUAGUGGUUCUCAUAAUACACAUCAUUCUCGCGCCUCGUCGCUGACGGUCACUCAAAAUCAACUUCCUCCCCCUUCAACCAUAUCGCAAAAUCAACAGAUAGGCCGGACGUUUAAGUUACUGGGUGGUGCGUCCAAUAGUGCAUAUUUGGGACAUGAAGACUGCAAGCGGUUUUUGAAAUUGACGCCGGAGUAUUAUAGUAGGGAUGGGAUCAAGAGGUUCGAGAGAAGGAUGGAUGAAAUGAAGGAGAUGGCUAGGAGGGUGGUAGAUCCUUUGAUGAGGUGUGGAUUGGAGGGGGAAGGGGUGGCGGUCGGCUAUUUGACGUGGGAAGGGGAAGGAAAGGGGUGGGAGGUAGAGGAUGAUGAAUCUGGGGAGGAGGGAUACUGGAAUGAUGGCAGAUGGGAGGAUGAGAAGCAAACGCGAUACACGAAUAUGAUGCAGUAUGCACUUUACGAUUAA
Molecule: messenger RNA, 1788 nt
Organism: Sclerotinia borealis F-4128
Lineage: Eukaryota; Fungi; Ascomycota; Leotiomycetes; Helotiales; Sclerotiniaceae
Source: the annotation of a GenBank genome assembly